This is a messenger RNA of Ruditapes philippinarum (Manila clam), 1294 nucleotides long. RefSeq lists its product as uncharacterized. The record is from RefSeq and is a predicted model, not a curated record. Lineage: Eukaryota; Metazoa; Mollusca; Bivalvia; Venerida; Veneridae.
AGGUUCAUUUCUAUUGGUUAAUGCAAGUUGUUUGUUGUUGCUGGGUUUUUUUUAUAAUGUCAUUGUUAAAAACCUUUACAUUGUCAUAUCAUCACAUAAUCAAAAUGGAACUUGGACAGUAUUAGUUUAUGAUUUUGUUUGACGUCAGUCACAAGCUGUAGCAAUGUCGGUGUUUAUGAUAGUUCCGGAUGAUGCUAAAAUAUUAGCGAAUAAACUGAGGGCAUCGUUACAAUCUAAUGUGGCUCAUAUUCGUACAACGACCCUGGAUGGAUUCCUGGAAUUAGGAUCAGCACUGAACGAUAACACUGUCAGAGUUAUUUUUCUUACUGCCUUACUGUGGCAAGACAUUGAAAGGCAACCGAAAAAGGAUGUUGGUUAUCUGUUUUCAAAACCAAAGGACACCAUAUUGCUUAUAUCAUGCGCUGAACCUAUAAAGAAAGCGGCUGUUGACAUGUUUUCAAAGAUGGUGAACAACUGGGAGUCGGUAGGAUUGUUCACAGCUUCCGGUGAAGACUGGUUUAACGCGGAAGCGAGAAUAAAGUAUCGUGUGGCGGAAAACGAGAAUAGGGAAGUGCCGUCUGCAAGCAGAUAUCUUAUCAAACCAGACACGAUUUCAACACUGUCUGAACCCCAGUCUGAAGUAUUUAUCAUCUUGUUUGAUGAUGUAACUACCGAGCACAAUGACGUCACGAGACUCGAGGUUAAAGAUGGCGGGAACGUGCAUCAAGCCAGGAAAAUACAACCAAAUAUCUGGUCGUUCAACGUAUUUGAGUUUACUCCGGGAGAGCACGAUAUUAGAGUUUUGGCAGAUGACGUUGAUAUAGGACCAUAUUCGUUACAUAUUCAAGACAAAGAAGCCGUCAGAAAGGAGUUACUGACUGAUUUGAAGAAAAAAGAUCCGAAGAGAUUUAUCGCUGAGCUUCUAAAUAUUAACGAAGCUGAUUUUGAUCGCGAUUUGAUGGAUACGAUCAGUGGAUCAAGUUGUGUAUCUUUUGUUGAGAUCCUGCUUAAAUACGGCGAAGAAAAUGAGUGUGAAUAUCCAAACUUCGCACAUUUUUGUGCAGAGCACGGUCUUGAAGAAUGUGCGAAAUGGUGCGCAGGCAAUCUACCAAAUUUCAAAGAAGCCUGUAAGGUUCGAAAUAACGUCGGACAAACACCGCAACAAGUUGCCGUUGAAAGGAGAGAAACUCGUGCAUUGAUUGAAGCUUUGGGAGUUGAAGAAGAUCUGGAACCAAUUCAAUCGCCGUUCGGUAAAGGAAUAAACAGAGACAGCGGAUGGUCUUCACAAGGCAGU